CUUUAGUUUGCAGGAAUCAGGUAGGUCUAUCAACGACACGCACGCUGUCUGUCAGUUCUGCGUUACCGUGUGCGCCUCUGAGUUUGUUUUAUGGUCAUAGCGAGUUAUAUGAGUUGAUUCACAUUCUUCAUGUCAGUGGUACCAGUGAAGAAACGAGAUUGGUGUUGGUGAGUGUCGGGUGAGUGUGCAAGUUACCGAGCGCUUAAAACACCUUGUUCUGACCCCCACUCUCAUCUUCUGGUGGAAGGCUAAAGCUUGUCCUCUCAAGACGCGGCAUACAAUAGGUGCGGGACCAAGCUCUGUUUUGGCCCUUGUGCUAUCUGUAUAUAUGGAACAGCAAGGAUCUGGGACCCGAUCACAACGGGACAAAGACAACAUGCCCAACCGCCACCAUCUGCCGUGCAUUUACUGCGUAUUACGCCACGCAGACGCGCCUCAUUCGCACAUCGGCGCCCCACCCACACCUAACACGUCCACUUCAGGAUGCGACGCCCGCUCCGGACAUCCCGCCCUCCCUCACCAAGCCUUCGUGCCCUCGGCCACGAUCGACACUCGCGCAGAAGCCACACUUCUACAGACCGUACCCUGCUCCGCGGUGGCGCGGACCAGUCUACCGUGGCAAGAAUUCCACACAGACGACAGCGGCGCCGCUUAUAGACAUUGGAAGACCCGGUUCACCGAUUCCUACACCAUUGCCAGAACCGUCGAUAUCUCGAUGUGGCCCCAUGAUGGCAGGAGUCCAAUCACCGGCACUACAGCAUACUGCUCCGCCGCUCACCCAUCGAAAAGCAGACGCACGGAUCCUUUCAGGCGGCCCGCCGACGGCAAUGCACCUUCCUCAGGAGGUCGAGCCUUCGCCCGGGGUGAUAAUCGAGAUUCGCAGUUAUUGCGCCAGCGAUUUGCGGCCCCAGUACCCAUCCGGCCCUUCAGCCUAACAGUACCCACGGAUCCCACGGCAGAGGUCUCUCUCGGGACCUACCCGGACAAGAUGAUGCCGCCGAAGUGAGUACUGGCUCGGGGCCAGGAUGUUUCUGCAGCCUAUUCUGAGCCGAGUGGGUCUUCACAAUAAUAGAACCA
This is a messenger RNA of Fomitopsis serialis, 1077 nucleotides long. RefSeq lists its product as uncharacterized. The record is from RefSeq and is a predicted model, not a curated record. NCBI's taxonomy places the organism in Eukaryota, Fungi, Basidiomycota, Agaricomycetes, Polyporales, Fomitopsidaceae. The transcript has a single exon. Bases 329 to 1006 code for a protein of 225 amino acids.